GCUUCCGGGGCGGCGGGUCGCCAUGGCGGCGGUGGCGGCGGUGGCGGCGGCGCUGCGGGAGUGGGCGGCGGCGGUGGCGGGGCAGGACGCGGCGUGGCGGGCGGCGCUGGCCGCGUGGGCCUCGCUGCUGGGCUCGCUGGCCGGGCUGGCGGCGCAGAUGCGGGCGGCGCGGCGGCUGGCGUGGGGCCGCUGGCCGGUGGGUGCCUUCGGCGAGCUGCGGGCGCGGCUGUGGCGGAAGCAGCGCGGCGCGGCCGAGGCGGUGCUGGAGCAGCUCGGCAGCCGGCGGACGGCGCUGCGGGCCGUGCGGGACGCCGUGGGGGCCGGUGUGGCCGCCGUGCUGCGGCUGUACGAGGAGCGGGCGGCGGAGCUGGGCCUGGCGGCGGCUCUGCGGCGCGGGCCGCGCUGCCCCUCGCUGGCUGAUGUACUGGAGGGGCUGCAGGACGUAGAGCGCUACUACCGGCACCUGUACCUGGAGAGUAAGCUGCUCCUCCUCCGCAUCAGCUGCGACCGCCUGGAGGACAUGGAAGCUCUCCCUCGGUCUUGGGAGAGGAUUUUGGAGCGCUACAAGGGAGAUGUCGUUCAAGAUACUCUUCUUAAGAUCUCUCUGUUUGUGGACAACCAGCGAGAGCUGUGCGGCUCACCAGGCUCUUGACCGAGAACAGGAGGGACUGGUGUUGCCCAGCUUCUGCAAGAGCCUGGUAUGUUCCAAGAUGACCACAAAGAGGAUGAUGAAUUGAGGAGGCUUUACUGGUGCUUUUGGGAAGCUGAAAGAGUUGGGUGUUUGGUCUCAGGAGGAAAUGUUUGGACUAUUUCAUAUUCAAGUGGAAACAGACUUGGUGUCUGAAGAAGGGGCUGAGCUGAACAAGCCGUGAAAGACAGAAGGGACUUGUCUUUGGCUGCGGAAGCUGUCCUCUCUUUUGCCUGCCAUGGAUAUUUUAUAUACAGGAGAAAACAUUGAGUCUUAUGAACUCAAGGAGCGCUGCAAAUAAGUGAGCACAACACAAAGCCCAGCAGGCCAAUACCAUGUAAGAAAGAUGUUUAGGUACUGUCCUUACAAAUAAAUAAAAGCUGUCAAAUCGGGGCUUAAGAACA
Messenger RNA from Falco peregrinus (peregrine falcon), 1092 nucleotides. It is a transcript of the gene AIRIM, whose product is annotated as AFG2 interacting ribosome maturation factor. The record is from RefSeq and is a predicted model, not a curated record. NCBI's taxonomy places the organism in Eukaryota, Metazoa, Chordata, Aves, Falconiformes, Falconidae. Gene Ontology annotation, cellular component: cytoplasm; nucleus. Bases 23 to 652 code for a protein of 209 amino acids. The transcript is spliced from 4 exons.